This is a messenger RNA of Rhinopithecus roxellana (golden snub-nosed monkey), 3841 nucleotides long. It is a transcript of the gene ZNF467, whose product is annotated as zinc finger protein 467. Gene Ontology annotation, cellular component: nucleus. Gene Ontology annotation, molecular function: RNA polymerase II cis-regulatory region sequence-specific DNA binding; DNA-binding transcription activator activity, RNA polymerase II-specific. Lineage: Eukaryota; Metazoa; Chordata; Mammalia; Primates; Cercopithecidae. Gene Ontology annotation, biological process: regulation of transcription by RNA polymerase II. The transcript is spliced from 5 exons. The record is from RefSeq and is a predicted model, not a curated record. Bases 1706 to 3493 code for a protein of 595 amino acids.
CGGAUGGCUGGGAUCAACUCCCGCUCUGGAGUCCUCAGAAAGGGCCACACGCACACCCAGUCACCCCCCUUUCCUGUUUUACACACAUGCACACUCUCACUGUAAGUCUCACAACGCUGGCACAGGUGCUCGGCCACACCCCAGCACGCACAGUGACACAUGCUGCUCCAGGGGCUCCCUUCAUCCUGGAGGCAGAGGAGCCUUCACAGCUGAGCUCGAGGGAUGGGCGCUCUUCCAGGCACUCAUCCUUGUGGUGGGCUGUGGUAGCAGGAGCUCGAGGACCAUUCACACCCUCCCCUUCCCAGCCUCUUUCUCAGCUCUGGAUUCAAACCGGGGCUGAUCAGGCAGCACUGGGAUUGGGAACAGACCCGAGUUGGAGCCACCCUUUCCAGUAAAGGGGCAGGAGGGAGGAAGCUGGAACCCAAGGGAAUUUGGAGAAAGUUCAUGGAGAGGGGACCAGGAACUAACAGUCCAGACUUCAGCAUCUCCGGAGCUUUCAGGAGUGGGCGCAGCGGGAAGGAGGCCGAGGAGAAACCUCGUAACCUGGGCAGGGAGGGCGAGUGGAGUCCCCUGAGAAGCUGGGGCUGAGGGGGGCCCUCCACAUCUAACUCCAGGUGGCGUCCGGGCCAGCAGGCACCCCAGCUAUCGUCUCCCGCCCAUAGAGCCCUCCCCUCUCUGCAGCCCCCUCCCAGACCCUCCCCCGGACCCCGCCCUCAGAGUCUCCGCCCAGCCUCGUCUCAGCCUCGCCCCCUGGAGCUCCCGACCCGGCCCGGCCUUCUCCCAGGGGACCUGGCUCAAAGUCCUCUUCCCAGUUUCUACUUCGAAGGACCCGUUCUCGCAGGCACAGGGGCCCAGCCCUCUCUCCCGUCUGCCCCCACGGCUGGUUUCGAAUCCGGUCCUUGGGACUCCGGGCGAGGGGCUGUGGGUCUGGGUGGAUCCGGGUGGAAUCCGGGUGGAGAACGGGGGCGGGGCCACAGUUUCCCAGGCCGACCCCCCGUGCCGUCCUCCCGCGGGAACGCGGCGCUGCACACCCGGCUGGCACCGGCGACUUAGAGAAGGCAGUGCACGACUCGCUGGCUCCCCCCCGACACGCCCCCUCCUCGUUCCCCCAACUCCUCCUCGCCCACCCCACCCGUUCGCGCUCCACCUUUCCCCGUCUCCUCCCUCCGCGGCCGCGAGCACCCUCCCUCGGCACCCUUCCCCGCAGCCCGAGCGCCCUUCCUCCCCAGCCUCCUCGCCCUCCUCCACCCGCUCUCCCAUCACCCUCCCCAACCCUCCCCUCCCCCGUCCUGAGCUCCCACUUCCAGCACCUACUCCGGGCUCGGAGCCUUAAGACCAUCACCUGCCCGCCGAAGCCCGCGGUGAUUCCUCCUGGGACCCCACUCCUAAAACCCCCUGCCCCUGCCUCCCGCAGCCCGGUGCGCCGAGUCUCUUCGCCUGCUCCCUCGGUCCCUCCUCCUUCGCGGGCGCCGUUUCCCGGCUCCCGCUCCCCGCGCGUCUAUCUCUCUCCUCCCCGCGAAGUUUCGGGGCUGUCAGUCUGUCAGUCUUUCGGGCCGUCAGCACCCGAGCUGCAGGCGGCGAGCGCCAUUGUGAGCAGAGCCGGCGGGGCAGGAGGCCCGGGCGCCUGGGUCCCCGCGGCGCGGGCAGAGCGGCCAGCCAGCCAGGGUCUGUGGCCGAUCCCCAGGAGGAGCUACUCUGGGUUACCAUGAGAGAGACCUUGGAGGCCCUCAGCUCCCUGGGAUUCUCUGUGGGACAGCCAGAGAUGGUCCCCCAAAGUGAGCCCAGGGAAGGAUCCCAUAAUGUCCAGGAGCAGAUGUCCUCUUCUAGGGAAGAGAGAGCACUGGGGGUGUGCUCAGGGCACAAGGCCCCCACACCGGAGGAAGGUGCCCGCACAGAACAAGCCGAGGCUCCCUGCAGAGGCCAGGCAUGCACAGCACAGAAGGCUCAGCCUGUGGGCGCCUGCCCAGGAGACGAGUGGAUGAUUCGGAAGGUGAAGGUGGAGGAUGAGGAUCAGGAGGCAGAAGAGGAGGUUGAAUGGCCCCAGCAUCUAUCGUUACUUCCCAGCCCUUUUCCCGCACCUGACCUGGGGCAUCUGGCUGCCGCUUACAAACUGGAGCCAGGGACCCCGGGGACACUGAGUGGGCUCGCGCUGUCCGGGUGGGCUCCGAUGCCCGAGAAGCCCUACGGCUGCGGGGAGUGUGAGCGGCGCUUCCGGGACCAGCUGACGUUGCGACUGCACCAGCGGCUGCACCGGGGUGAGGGUCCCUGCGCCUGCCCGGACUGCGGCCGCAGCUUCACGCAGCGCGCCCACAUGCUGCUGCAUCAGCGCAGCCACCGCGGGGAGCGGCCUUUCCCGUGCUCCGAGUGCGACAAGCGCUUCAGCAAGAAGGCCCACCUGACCCGCCACCUGCGCACGCACACGGGCGAGCGGCCCUACCCGUGCGCGGAGUGCGGCAAGCGCUUCAGCCAGAAGAUCCACCUGGGCUCGCACCAGAAGACCCACACUGGCGAGCGGCCCUUCCCCUGCACAGAAUGCGAGAAGCGCUUUCGCAAGAAGACGCACUUGAUUCGGCACCAGCGCAUCCACACUGGCGAGAGGCCCUACCAGUGCGCGCAGUGCGCACGCAGCUUCACGCAUAAGCAGCACUUGGUGCGGCACCAAAGGGUGCACGAGGCGGCCGGCCCUGCCAGGCCCUCUCCCGACGCGUCCGCUUCUCCUCAUUGCACUGCCCCGUCCCCCACCCCAUCCCCUCCCGGGCCAAAGCCUUUCGCCUGCUCCGACUGCGGCUUGAGCUUCGGCUGGAAAAAGAACCUCGCCACGCACCAGUGUCUGCACCGCAGCGAGGGUCGCCCCUAUGGGUGCAACGAGUGCGCACUGGGCGCCACCGUGGAUCCCCCCGCCGCCGAGCCCCUGGCCAGCGCGCCUGGCGGACCGCGCUGCGGCCCAGGAUCCGAUCCUGUGGCGCCCCAGCGCGCUCCCUCGGGCGAGCGGUCCUUUUUCUGCCCGGACUGCGGGCGCGGCUUCGCCCAUGGGCAGCACCUGGCGCGGCACCGGCGCGUGCACACGGGCGAACGGCCCUUCGCCUGCACGCAGUGUGACCGCCGCUUCGGCUCGCGGCCCAAUCUGGUCGCCCACUCCAGGGCCCACAGCGGCGCCAGGCCUUUCGCCUGCGCUCAGUGCGGCCGCCUCUUCAGCCGCAAGUCGCACCUGGGCCGCCACCAGGCGGUGCACACGGGCAGCCGCCCCCACGCCUGCGCCGUCUGCGCCCGCAGCUUCAGCUCCAAAACCAACCUAGUCCGCCACCAGGCGAUCCACACAGGCUCCCGCCCCUUCUCCUGCCCACAGUGCGGAAAGAGCUUCAGUCGCAAGACCCACCUGGUGCGGCACCAGCUCAUUCACGGCGAAGCCGCCCAUGCGGCCCCGGACGCCGCCCUGGCAGCCCCAGCCUGGUCCACUCCCCCAGAGGUGGCGCCGCCCCCGCUCUUUUUCUGAGCCUAGUUCUCACCAGGACCCUUUCUCGCCUACAGUUUGGAGAGGCCCGUGCCAUGAGACCGCCUGGGGUGAGCACGGUGGCCUAGGCAGCUGCCCGAAGAUUUGGCCGCCGCGGGACUCCUGUUUCCUGCCCGCAGUGUCUGCGUCCGCACAGGAUACCCAGCUUGGACCUCCUAGGACAGAAAUGCGAGCGAACCCUUGCUGGGAACAGUUGAGGCUGAAGUUCUUGGAAGGCUCCCACCCAGGUGCCCCGUUGGAAAGCAGAUAUUUCCUGGACCCAGCGCGGCCUCAACCAGGGCGGGAAAGAGUGGUUAUUUAUGUACUUAAAGUUUCAUUAAAAUUAAAAUC